Suillus subalutaceus is the source of this 1635-nucleotide messenger RNA. RefSeq names its product Septin-domain-containing protein. Bases 88 to 1245 code for a protein of 385 amino acids. Gene Ontology annotation, cellular component: microtubule cytoskeleton; septin ring; cytosol. The transcript is spliced from 6 exons. Gene Ontology annotation, molecular function: GTPase activity; GTP binding; molecular adaptor activity. Lineage: Eukaryota; Fungi; Basidiomycota; Agaricomycetes; Boletales; Suillaceae. Gene Ontology annotation, biological process: cytoskeleton-dependent cytokinesis. The record is from RefSeq and is a predicted model, not a curated record.
GUUCAAUUGCAAUUGGCAAGUUCGCUCUAGCUAUCGUUGCCUGUCAGUGCUGUCGUUGUUGUCGAACAAGAGCAUAAAAAUCCAGUCAUGUCGUCCGCACCAGCACCCUCUUUUGAUGGCAUUGGUAUCGCCAACCUUCCCAACCAGAGGCACAAAAUCGUCGCCAAACAUGGUGCACACUUCACCAUGAUGGUUGUUGGCGAGUCGGGUCUUGGGAAGACGACCUUAGUGAACACACUUUUCACGACCGAGUUGUCUCCUGCUAGGAACUACAGUAGACGGCACCACAAACAACUCGACAAGCUCACCGAAGUCGAAAUUAUUAAGGCUGAGCUUGAGGAAAAGCAGUUCAAGGUCAAACUUACCGUCAUCGACACCCCCGGAUUCGGUGACUAUGUCAACAACCGUGAUUCCUGGUCGCCAAUCGUCGACUUCAUUGAUGACCAACACGAAGCAUAUAUGCGCCAGGAGCAGCAACCCCAGCGCAAUGAAAAGAUUGACCUCAGGGUUCACGCUUGCCUUUACUUCAUCCGGCCCACUGGGCAUACCCUGAAGCCGCUUGAUAUCGAAAUCAUGAAGCGCCUCGGCACGCGUGUGAACCUCAUCCCCGUUGUUGCGAAGGCAGACACCCUCACGCAAAAUGAUCUGUUCCUUUUCAAACAACGCGUUCGGGAAGUCAUUGCCGCCCAGGGAAUUCGUAUCUACCAACCCCCCGUUGAAACCGAUGACGAGACUUCUGCUGAGCAUGCGCGCAUGCUCACUGAUGCUAUCCCCUUCUCUAUCAUUGGCUCGACUGAAGAUGUCCAGACCCCUGAUGGUCGCCUUGUCAAGGGUCGCGAGUACCUUUGGGGUGUCGCUGAAGUUGAGAACGAAAACCACUGCGAUUUCCGCAAGCUGCGCUCUCUACUUAUCCGUACACACAUGCUCGACCUCAUCUCGACAACGGAGGAGUUGCACUACGAGAACUACAGGCAACAACAGAUGGAGACGAGGAAGUUUGGGGAGCCCAAGGUCAAGAAAGUGGACAACCCCAAGUUCAAGGAGGAAGAAGAAUCGCUCAGAAAGCGCUUUACGGAACAGGUCAAGGCGGAAGAAGCCCGCUUCAGACAAUGGGAGCAACACCUUAUCGCCGAACGGGACCGUCUCAACAAGGACUUGGAGAUGGCACACAGUGCCAUCAAGUCGCUGGAGGCCGAGCUCGACAAUCUCCAAGCUGGCUAUGGUCGCGGCAGUGCCAGGCGGUGAAAGCCGGAUCCCAGCUUGUUUUUGGACAAAUCUUCGCUCCGUAUACCCUUGCGUUCAUUUCCACGCUCCCUUCCGCAUCGUACCUUGCUGCCCAUACGACGAACAUUCUUUUAGUCGCCUUGUCUUCCUUGGUUUUCUUUCUUGAUUCGGAAGCUACGUUAUAUACAUUCUCGUACGCACUGCGCUGACAUUAUCAUAAUAUGGUGGCUUUUAUGCCAGAUACCUUGUCUUGACUCGAGAGUACCUGGAUCGAGAGAGGAUUGUUUAUGAUGCCUAUCGAGCACUAUUCGUGACAUAAGACGUCCGUUAAAGGGAAGUAGAUUCAGGUUUGCACACAUGUGCCAUGUAGGCCGCAUCAGAGUCACCGACGCUACGACGAAACGAAAGUUU